Molecule: messenger RNA, 387 nt
Organism: Linum tenue
Lineage: Eukaryota; Viridiplantae; Streptophyta; Magnoliopsida; Malpighiales; Linaceae
Source: the annotation of a GenBank genome assembly
AUGACAAUGAUUCGGAGCUUUACAGCCCAUGAUGGGCCUGUGACCGCCAUUGUCCUCUGUAUGGGUAUCUCUCAGCCCACUGUGGUUUCCUGCUCAACUGAUUCCACUUGCAAGCUCUGGAGUCUCCUGGAAGGGACGAACCUCAGGACGGUGGCGUUUCCGUGUCCAAUUUCAGGAAUUGCUUUGGACCCAUCGGAGACAGAUCUCUACGCUGCAGGUUCUGAUGGUUCAGUUUACCAUGGAGUUCUGAAUAUGAAAGCAGGAAACAAAGAAAGGCCAAUUGAUUACUGCAUUGCCUGGAAAACACUGUGCUGCCGUUGUGUCGAUCGCUCUGGUGAACGGCGGGAAGAGGCUGGUAUCCCUCGGAAGACGGCAGUGUUCAUAUGA